GGUGUGUACAGUAUGGUCGGGUUCUUUGGAUGCUUUCUGAAGAUUUCCUGAGAUCCACAUGUCGCUCUUGUUUUUAGUGUGUUACCUACGAUUUAUUCCAUCCAUUGGCAGUCGGUAAUACAGAUACAGUUUGUAGCAAUCUCUUCUGUACGGUUACUGAGGUUACAAGUUUUUGAGGCAGGGUAUGAAUACAUAUUCCUUUUUGCCUAUAAGUACUUAGUUUGCUUAAUGUUUCUAAACGGUGCAGCCGUUUCUGUGGAACAUAGUGUUCUAUAGUAGAGAUAAAUAUAAGAUUUUAUUCAUUAUCGAUCAGUGAUUUUUUGAGUGCUUCAAUCGGUUGAGACACUGGCCAACCGAUGUGUUAGAAACGCUAUAUCGCCCUAGACGUUUCGCUGAAUAUCACCUCAAAUUCCCCAAAGUUUGCAGUGAUUUGCCGAAUUGGAGUGAACAAGCUGGAGCAAUCGACCAACUAAGUUACAUACUCAACUGUAUUUAGACUACAGACGUUAUUUGUAGUAUAAGACGGCUGUCGAAAGUGUCAUACAAUACAGAAUGGUUAUGUUAUUUUUUGGCAUUGCUUUUUUAUACUGGACUGAGUUUUUAUCAAACCUUUACAUCACUAAUUUAAUUUGUCGGUGUAUGGUAUGUGCCUAUCUAUGUAUAUUUGUGCUAUCUUUUCUGUAACAUUUUGAAUCAUUUCUCUCGAUAUAGGAAUUAAGAUAGAAUAACCAUGUAUUGGUCUGUUGUAAGCUGUAACGAUGUACUCAUAAGGACACUAAAUUCUGAAGAUCAUUUUCGAAUUGAAAUAUGAGCAAAGAUCAUAAACCACGCGUUCGCAAACGAGCAACACAUAUUGUAACUGAUUCGAGGCCACGGCAUAAUUACGGAAGUGAGAAACCACUGUUUGUCUAUUCAUGUAUCUGUGGUCAAAUGUCACUGAUAAUUGACUGUCUAGUUGAGAAACUACCAAGGCGUCCUAGAGAUGACGCUAGAGUUAUUGAUGGAUCUAAACGUGCUCAUAAAACAACAGCUACGGCUGUUAAUCCACUCACUCCAAUUUAUAUACGUUGGCCAAAUGGAAUAGAGAAGCAGUUCCGCAGGUAUUGCAAAAGCUGUGGAUUACCAAUCUUUUAUCGUCACAGUGCAGAAAAUUCAACGACUGAAUUUAUUAUAAAGAAUGCAUUAAAACUUCAAGAUGAUCAAGCUGCAUUAUCUGCAUCUAUGUUAUGUCCGAAACGACCAACUGCUGCGAAGCAUAUUGAUGAAAGCUCUGCUAAUGCCAGAUUACUCGAAGCAUUAGCUGCUGAAGCGGCUGCCCUACAGCAAAGUGAAGCCUCGAAUAACGCCCCAUUGCGUCGAAGUGUUCAACAACAAGAAACUACUCAAGGCAUUGAUACCGCUGUCACUGUUUCUACUAUUGAAGAUGAAGAAGAGGAAGCCGAAGCAAAAGAAAUAGCAGAUUCGUAUGCAGCCAAUGCUCGUGUCAUUGAACAAGAAAUGAUUCGACGUGGCAUCAUAAAACGCCGUUUGGUUGAUGAGGCCAAUGAAGAGGCUCAACAAAGGCGAAUUCGAGGGACGUUAAUUGAAAAGCAAUAAUUCUUUCCAUAAAGAACAAAAAAUUACUACGAAUCUAUGGUUGAUUUUUUAUAUCUGUAAAUACGAAAUUAUGUUAUUUGGUGGUUUUCUUUAGCUUCAGAACCAAAAUAUUUCUUAAUAACUACAAUCUUUUUCAAUUAAUUAAUACUGAUUUUUAAAAAAGUGUAUUUUCCCAGUCAAGUCAUUUGUUCUCAAUAAAAAUUUAUCCAUCGAGUCAAUCAAAAAUGUACGCUGUAUGAAUACG
This is a messenger RNA of Schistosoma curassoni, 1840 nucleotides long. The record is from the annotation of a GenBank genome assembly. Lineage: Eukaryota; Metazoa; Platyhelminthes; Trematoda; Strigeidida; Schistosomatidae.